UAACAGUUGUUUUGAUGAAUUUUGACUGAAUGCAAUGUUUGUAGCUAAGGAGUAUAAUUGGUUCAUUAGCUCUAAAAUCAUAUCUUAAUCAGAUGUGUUUUGCAAUGAGUUUAUACAGUGUGCAGUUUUAUGUGCUUAAAUUUAUUUCCAUUUAAGCAGGUCCUGAAUGUAUCUGUUGCUUGCAUGGCAGCUGUGGGAUAGAAGCAGCAUAUAGUGUUAAAGCUCUUCAUUUUUUGAUGAGUUGUUAAGGUUCUGUUCUACUCAAAGCUAGUCAGCUACAAGCCUAAUGUUGUGAACAGUUUAUUGCAGACCUCAGGUGCUGUGUGAUACUGGUCUACCUAGUAACAAGCAGAGUGUAGGAAGCUUCUCAAAAGAAAUUGUGGCUGUUGUCUUUCUUUCUGCCAAGAAUUUUCCAAAUGAUGUUUCAGAGGGAAUAGUCUGUCCUUUAAGAGCUUAAAACUGAAUAUAACUGCACAAAGUGUGGGAAAAGAAACAUGAACUCUCCACUUAUCAAAACAUGGUUCACAAGAGAAAUGUGAUAAUGGAUGAUACCUGACACUCUCAAGAACUGACUUCGGGAGAUUUCAGGUUAUCAUUGAAGUGACAGAGAUGUUGCACAAUGCAAGCCUCCUUGUGGAUGAUAUUGAAGAUAACUCAAAGCUACGACGGGGCUUUCCAGUGGCACACAGUAUCUAUGGAAUUCCAUCUGUAAUCAACUGUGCUAAUUAUGUUUAUUUUCUUGGCUUAGAGAAGGUUUUAACCCUUGAUCAUCCAGAUGCUGUCAAAGUUUUUACGCGUCAACUUCUGGAGCUCCAUAAAGGUCAAGGCUUGGAUAUUUACUGGAGGGACACGUACACCUGUCCUACAGAGGCUGAGUAUAAAGCCAUGGUACUGCAAAAGACAGGCGGGCUCUUCGGAUUAGCUGUAGGUCUCAUGCAGCUCUUCUCAAAUUAUAAAAAGGACCUAAAGCCGCUCCUUAACACCCUUGGUCUCUUCUUCCAAAUAAGAGAUGACUAUGCCAACUUGCACUCCAAAGAAUAUAGCGAGAACAAGAGUUUUUGUGAAGACUUAACUGAGGGCAAGUUCUCAUUCCCAACCAUUCAUGCAAUUUGGUCGAGACCUGAAAGUACUCAGGUGCAAAACAUUUUACGUCAAAGGACGGAGAACAUAGACAUAAAAAAAUACUGUGUACAUUACCUUGAAAAUGUUGGUUCCUUUGAGUACACUCGGAAUACAUUGAAACAGCUUGAAUCUGAAGCCUAUAAGCAAAUUGAAUCACUUGGGGGAAACCCUGAGCUUGUAGCACUAGUUCAACAGCUGAGCAAAAUGUUCAAAGAAACUGAAAAUUAAGAAAUUGACUUCUGUGUGUCUUUUGAAAACGGGAGAAUAACCAGAUGGAGAGUUGUGAUAAUCAGUCUUAUGUAAAACUUCCUCUUGUAAACAUGUUACAGAAAUUACUGUUAAAAAUAACUAGUCAUUGAGUUUUGAAAUAUAUACCCUAUUAUCUCUAAAAUCUUAACUGUAACUGCUUACAGUUGACUUUAAAGCAGAUGUACUAGAACUAAAACACGUUUUGAACCUAAGUGUAAUAGUCUUGACAGAAUCACAGGCAUUAUUUCAUACCUAAAACUCUCAUGCCCCUAACCAGGCUAUGAAAGUAUUUUGGUUGAAAUUCUGUGUUAAAUUAAAUCAGGUUGACAUGUGAAUAUUAUGCAUUUUAAACAACGCUCUUGUGAACCAAAAUUUGUGUUAAAAAAAAGAUGGUACUUCAACCACAAUGCACAUAAUAUUGUGUGAUAUUUCUAAGUUUGACUUGUGAAGAUCAAGGGGGUCAGUUUACUAUGUCCUAGAGUGAAUAUCCUAUCCAGCUUCUGUGGAUAUUUUCAGGGGAAUGUGAAUUAUGAAAGAUACUAUUUCAUAUGCAAAUAAGACAUGCUCAGUCUGAAAUUGUGACUUGAUAAAGGUUUUGCAGUACCUUAGAGAAAAGAUUUCAUCACACCAACGAAGUGUAAAUUUGCUGCUGAUUCCAGCUCUGUGAGUAAUUUUGCUCACCUGGUUUUAGAUUUUGAAAUUGUCAAACAUUCUGUAGCCAGAAACUUAAAUCUAUGCAUUAGAGCUCAUAUAUGUAACUGCAAAUAGCAGCAUAAUGAGCUGCUAUUAGAAAUGGAAAGGGAUUCAUACCAGGUAACUUGAGGACACCAUAAUUGGCGCUGGUCUCUUUAAUCUCUGCUUAUAAUUGAGGGGCUUCUCCAAGACUUUAUUCAUAAUUCAUAUUUCAUUCCUGUCCUGAAUUGCUGUCUGGAGGCAUGUUCUGUAUCUCUCCAAAGAGACAAGAGCUGUAAUUUUUUUCUUAAAACAAAGUACAGUAUCUUGUUUUACAAGCUACAAUACCACUUCAGUUUUGUUAAUUGCUUAAAUAGAGCUUUAAAAUUAUAGACAUACCAAAAUAGAACUGGGACUGAGAGCAAGAUUUAGGGGUAGGGCUGAUAAGUAACAAAGUUCUCUGCUCAGAGAUAUAUAUAAAAUAUAAAUAUAUAUAUAUAAAUGUUAAUAAAAUGUAAGCAGAGAUGUUUGGUUUUUUCUUCCCUGGGCUGGCUUUAAUCAGGUUCAGUUCCCUUAGUAUUCACAGGUAUAUUAAGCUUUGCCUUGGGGUAGCAAGGUAAUGGUUUGGAUCAAAGGUAGGACUGGUGCUAUUAACUGUGGUGUUAGCUCAAGCAUACUCUGAAAUGGACAGAGGUGCUUGGCUUCUGAUGGCUAAAGGAUAGUUUUAUGCAGGUGUUCAUUUACUGCACCUGGAAAACAGGGAGAGCUAUGAUGUUGGCUCACUGAGAAAACUAACUGAAGAAGGUUGCUGUAAUGUCUUCCCUGGGCAGCCUUAAUAUCUUUCUGAAAGUGAUCAAACAUGGCAAAAUUGGGGAUGACUACUUUCAGGCUGAAAUAUUAUGUAGUUAUGGAUGAUAGCCUGUCCCUUUUAUCUGCAUGCUGAGGAGAAAUCUUUGAUUAGACACUGAAUAAUAGGCUUUUCACUGAAUGGAAUUGGUUGCGAGGACUGAAUAGCUUAAAGUUGGUGAAAGGUGUCUUUAAUGUUAAUCAAAGAGAAUUGUUAUUCCUUUUUCAUAACUUGCAGUCCUUAGUAAGCCUGCGAGUUUUUAAUGUGUUAUGUGAAAAUACUGUCUGCAGCAAAUUACAUUUAUUUUGUACCAUGUCUUGGAAGUUUCUAAGCACUGUUGCAGUUAAUGUUGAAUAGGGGAAAGCAUUGAAAAGAUUAUUGUUGUCAGGAGAAUCUCCUAAUCUUACUGUGAAAUGUAUCCUUGUGCCUGUUAGGAUGUUGUAACUGCAACACAAUGCAAAGUGCACUUAGUGCCAUUUCAUUUCUGUUCUGUUGCUGGAUGUAAACAGUUCUGUACAAUCAGACUUCCAUAAUGAAGUAGCUUUUCUUACUGUUUGUAUAAAGCUUUUCUACCAUCUGAGAUUUCUGCUAUGUCAUUGCUCCUUUUUUUCAUUCUGGCAAUUCACCCCAGUAUUUAUUCUAAUUCUAUAUCUUGUGGCAUGUGCCAUCAUUAGGAGUAGGUACAUGGAUGUUUUCCAGUUGCAGACCAUUUUAACCACAAAUGGGUAAGAAGGGAACAGUUGGUCCAGCUUUCUUUUCCCAGGUUACAAGAGGCCAUGCAGCUCCCUCUUCUGCCUUCAAGGCGUUUGAUGGCAGCAUUCAAAGCAUGUGCUGAAGGCAUAUCUGGAAAGGCCCACAUUGUUGCUCUUCACUUAGGAUAAACAGGAUUGUGAGAGCUGUUCUUGAUGUAUUUGGGAGUUGGAAGAGGCUGGGAUAUUUCCCCUUCAUCUGCUAAGCUGGUAUAGCAUCUUUAAAUACUAAAUGCCAGUAGUAAUGAUGUCCCUUAGUCAAGGUAGAUUUUAUUAUUGGUGCCAUAAGAUCAGUCUGUGCAUUUUCAUCUAUAUCCUCCAAGGUUAUCACUGGUUAAGUGUUAACUUAACAAUGUUAUCACUAUUAAAUGAUGCUCCUGAGGUUAAGCAGUGUUAAGAAAAACCCUUCAUUAAAGCAGCAUGGGAGUUCUUGUGACUGCACAAUUAGUUGUGUGAGUGCCCCUCUGUUGCUAUGCCUCCCACAACACAGGGAGUAGGGGUUUUUCCUGAUCUUCAUAAAAUAUGCACUGUUGUAGAAUGGCAGUGCAAGUUGCAAGUGGAGAUGCCCACAGGGAAAGAAAGGGGAUGCUGGUUUCAAUGUCAGUCUCUUUGAGCCAGAAUCAUUCCCCUUAUGUUCCUACCAUUGCCAGCAAGUUGCACUUUGAUCAGGUUAUCAGUGCAUUUCCUGGGGAUUUAGUUCUUGCAGUUCAUAUUAAGAGAAAUGCAAAUACUCAUCAGUCUGGAGCAUUCCCCACUACCUCAGUCUGUUUUCUGAUUUUGUGUUUGCUUGGUUGUAAAUGAGUACUGUCAUCUGUCUUAGAGUAGCCAGCCAUUGGAUGGGACGUUGGUCUUUGCUUUUUCAUAGGCUUAUGUUUAUACAUAUACCUCAUCAAUUAUGAUGAAAAUUACAUGAUUUCAAGACCUUCCUGAGAAGAUAGCUUUCUCCUCUGCUUUUGAACUCAGGCUGUUCAGGUACCCACUCAGAGCAACUUUGUAUGUAUCAGACAGUUCUUGAUAUAAACAACAUAGAAAUGUUAAUGGGAAAAAAAAAUGUUGGCUGUUCUUUGUUUCUGCUUUUUUGUUCAUUUUGCUAAUCUGGCUGCAUGUGCUAUGGAAAUUUCCUAUAUUAAUUUCUGUUUUCCUCAAUUAUUGUUAAAAUGCUAGUAAGGUAUAAAAAUGUGGGGUUUGUGAGAUGGUUUGCAUUUCUAAUGUAAAAAUUGGUUUGAACUUUAAUAUGCCUUUACCACUGAAUUGCAUCAGGCUUUUAUUCAUGUGCAAAGAGCCAUGUGGGCAUCUGUUGCUCUACUUUGUCUCAUCUUCAUCAUUUUACAUUUCAGGUUUGGUAUUUACUAUGCUCUUUGUAUUAUUUGCUUAGUACUUCCACUGUAAUUCUUCUUUCAGCUAUAUUUCUAUUCUGCUGUUAAUACCAAGCACACAUAAUACCAUCAAACUCAGUUUUGAUCCUGGACAAACAUACUAGUCUGGGUCUGCUUUUGAAAUGUUGACUCUUGGCUCAUAAUUUGUCUUCACAAAAGUAAUCUAAGAUUGAUCCAAGAUUUUCUGCAAUCUUGAAAUGCCUGAAACUUUCUUUCCAGGAAGCUGGAGCCUGUAACAUCUUAUAUGACCAUAAAUUAUUUUUGUCUCAUGUAGGUUGAGCUACUUUCCUUGCCCUACCUGUUUGCUUUCAAGAUCCAUUUUGCUUUGGUGGUAAUACCUGUUAGGUCUUUUUAUGAAUGAACUUAACUCACUAGCCCUGAGAGAGGGAAGUUAGUUUUUGUCCAGGUUAAUGAAUUAUCCCACUCAGCAAGAGCCUGAUGAAUGCCAGAACUGGCAGGUGGACAAAGGCCAAGGAAAGGACUUCAGAAUAAGAAAACUCAUUUUGGCCUCCUAAGGCUGCCUCAUGUAAUUUUGCCUUCUUUACAGAAUUUAUUUGGCUUAGUUAGGAAAAGCUAAAGUGUGUGGUUAGUUUCCCUGAGCAUCCCAAAUAGACUGAGAGAGAUACUUUAGUUAAAAAUUAUUUAUUCUGACAAUUAUUUAUGUAACUUACAUAUAUCAUCUAAAGAUUUUAUUAAAGGUACAGAUAAAGGAAUGAAACAAUGUA
Messenger RNA from Zonotrichia leucophrys gambelii, 5740 nucleotides. RefSeq names its product geranylgeranyl diphosphate synthase 1 (gene GGPS1). Gene Ontology annotation, biological process: isoprenoid biosynthetic process. NCBI's taxonomy places the organism in Eukaryota, Metazoa, Chordata, Aves, Passeriformes, Passerellidae. The transcript is spliced from 2 exons. The record is from RefSeq and is a predicted model, not a curated record. The coding region runs from base 610 to 1350 and encodes 246 amino acids. Gene Ontology annotation, molecular function: prenyltransferase activity.